This is a messenger RNA of Ictalurus furcatus (blue catfish), 2981 nucleotides long. It is a transcript of the gene eya3, whose product is annotated as EYA transcriptional coactivator and phosphatase 3. The record is from RefSeq and is a predicted model, not a curated record. Bases 280 to 2259 code for a protein of 659 amino acids. Gene Ontology annotation, molecular function: protein tyrosine phosphatase activity. Lineage: Eukaryota; Metazoa; Chordata; Actinopteri; Siluriformes; Ictaluridae. Gene Ontology annotation, cellular component: nucleus. The transcript is spliced from 19 exons. Gene Ontology annotation, biological process: multicellular organism development; negative regulation of extrinsic apoptotic signaling pathway in absence of ligand; cell differentiation.
CCUAACAACCCAAGAGCUUCACUAUAGUGUAAAAUUUCAGCCCGGAGGAUAUUUAGCUUAGCUUAGCUAACGCCUCGACUCGAGCGACGCAGUAUAAUGAUCUUCUGAAGCUUCUCGGGUGGCGGGGAAACAAUAUGGAUGACCGCAUGAUCACUGAGACGUACGCCUUCGCGUACUAAAGGGCCUGCACAGGGCCAGGAGCAGCAGUAGAGUGUGAGCAACCGGACACGUCAGGACACACAGUGCCGUCCUCACACACACACACACACACACACCAUCAUGGAGGAGUCACAGGAGGCGGCAGAGCUCCCGGCAAAGAAAGCGAGGCAUGACCCAGAAGUCAGUCAGGAAGAAGAUGCGAGAGGCACGGUUGCUCAUAACAACAGAGCAGACGUUUUAGGCUCUGAGGUCACCACUUACCGUCCAUCAUCCGCUGUUCGCCUAGAUUCUGUUCCAGGGAAUCAAGAACGUUCAAAUCAACACAUAUCAUCAGGCUGUGACUCAGAUCGCUCUUAUACUAAAGUUGAGACAUGCAAAGAACUCGCAGCUACAGAAUCUGAAUAUACCUCACACAUCUACCAAGGAAACAACCCUGCAGUUACCACAUACGACAGCCAGGUGGCGUUUUCUUCUCUGGGUCAGUCAGCAGCGUACAGCACCUUCAGCCAGACGGGCCAAACCUACGGCCUGCCUCCGUUCGGUCUGUCCCAGCCUGGAGCUUUACUUCAUACCACUUUACCACUCGUGCUGUCACUGCAUUUAAAGCACCAGUCACUGCACACGCAGCUUCCAUUCGCAUUCACAUUUCCACUCACGUCCGCUUCAUCUCAUUCUCUUUUCUCUGCGUUCUCUUUCUUGUGUACGUGUGUCCUCUUUUUGCUCCAUGCCUCCACCCACACCCGCGUGGCCGUAGGUGCCAUGUGGCCGGGCAUUAAGAGCGAGCCCAGGCUGCAGGACGUGCCCGCUGCUGGCCAGACGCCGUUUCUCAGCUUCAGCACAGCUUAUACUUCGACGCAGCCGUGCCAGACCCACUACUCGUACCCCAGCCAAGGUUCCUGCUUCACUACGUCCAGUGUGUACUCCAACAUCCCCACAGCCCCCGCUGUCACCACAGCUACCGCUACACAUCAAGAGUUCUCCAGUUAUAACUCACUGGGACAGAACCAGUUCUCCCAGUAUUAUGUCCCUCCCAACAGUUACCUCCCACCCGCACCCCCCAGCAGCGAAGCGGACGGAGACGACGUCUCGGUGCCGCCUUACACGCCUGUAAAGACCGAGACUAGUGCCUCCACAGGACUGCCCAGCUCCACAGCUGCGUCUCCAGCCAGCGUGACCCUCCCCCCGGGCGCGGCUCAGGACGAAGCCGCCCGCAGAAACGCUCCGCCCAAAGCGAAAGGCAAAGGAAAGAAAUCCGACAGCGGCCAGUCGACAGACAACGACCUGGAGCGAGUCUUCUUGUGGGAUUUGGAUGAAACCAUCAUCAUUUUCCACUCUCUUCUCACGGGGUCGUUUGCACAAAAGUUCGGCAAGGAUCCCGCUACGGUGCUUAAUCUGGGCCUGCAGAUGGAGGAGCUGAUCUUUGAGCUCGCAGACACGCACCUGUUCUUCAACGAUCUGGAGGAGUGCGAUCAAGUCCACGUUGAGGACGUGUCCUCUGAUGACAACGGGCAAGAUUUGAGCAACUAUAACUUUUCGAACGAUGGGUUCAGUGGAACGGGUGGAGCAGGAGGGCAAAGCUCCAACCCAGCAGUGCAAGGUGGAGUGGACUGGAUGCGCAAGCUGGCCUUUCGGUACCGCCGCCUUAAAGAGAUCUACAAUGGAUACAAAGGGAAUGUAGGAGCUCUGCUGAGUCCCCUGAAGAGGGAGCUGCUGCUGCGAGUGCGCAGUGACAUCGAGACCGUGACGGACAGCUGGCUCAGCACUGCCGUCAAAUCCCUCCUGCUGAUCCAGUCCAGGGGCAGAUGUAUGAAUGUUCUGGUCACCACCACUCAGCUGGUUCCUGCUCUGGCUAAAGUGCUCCUGUACGGACUCGGGGACGUUUUCCCCGUCAACAACAUCUACAGCGCCACCAAGAUCGGAAAGGAAAGCUGCUUCGAGCGCAUCGUGUCACGUUUUGGAAAGAAGGUGACCUACGUGGUUAUAGGAGACGGCCGGGAGGAGGAGUUCGCAGCUAAGCAGCACAACAUGCCUUUCUGGCGAAUCUCUACUCUCGGUGACCUGGUGUCUCUACACCAAGCUCUGGAGCUGGACUUCUUAUAGAGCGCACACCCAGGCUCUUUCUCACACACACACACACACACACACACACACACACACACACACACACACACACACACACACUGAGUGUUGGACACCCGAUGAGGCUGGGAGAACAGAAGAAGGCUUCGAGCCUGCAGGGAAUCCUUCCACUACCUUUAAGGCAGCUAAAUACCCGGGCAUAUACGAGCGUGGAACUGCGAGAACAUCUUCAGACGUACACAAGGAUGGCGAGAAAGAUCCAGACCUGGCCCUCGUACUGCCGGCCCGCCGCACAAAGCACUGCGUGUUUUUAUGAGCAUUUCUGUUCAAACUGGAUUCACCAAAGGAAAGACCAAAGCCCUGCUCUGGUGUAAGAUUUUGGAAUUUUUUUUUUUUUCUUUCGUCGAUUUCUUUCUUUCUUUGGUUUUCUAGUUUGUGUUCCUGAUCCUGAUUUUAAUUUCUGCUGGACGUGGACGUGUUUUUCUGUUUUGCACUCGUAUCGGACUGGACUGACGGCAGAGCCCGAACGCGGAUACGGAACAGCCGAUUGGGUUUCUCUCUGACCCGUUCGACUCGUUAAUACGCCGCAUUCACAUUUCACCAAAACACGUCCAUCAGGUGAUCUACAGUAACGAUAUUCACUUCCCCUGCACGUAUAUUUCAUCACUCUCACUCCCAUAAUCCUCUGCAAGAACCCUUCACUUUGCUGUAACGAGAGCGCUUCAUAAAUCUGUUAAUGGCAA